Messenger RNA from Acanthamoeba castellanii str. Neff, 1188 nucleotides. Its product is annotated as Ser/Thr phosphatase family protein. The coding region runs from base 1 to 1188 and encodes 395 amino acids. The transcript has 10 exons. Gene Ontology annotation, molecular function: acid phosphatase activity; metal ion binding. The record is from RefSeq and is a predicted model, not a curated record. Lineage: Eukaryota; Discosea; Longamoebia; Acanthamoebidae.
AUGAACGUCGGCUGGUACACUCAGGACCGUACGGCGACGUCGACGGUGCAGUUCGGCACCAAGCCGCCCUUCACCGGCAACGCGACGGGCGUGGCGAACGAGUGGUUCUCCGGCUACGGCUUCAACCACUUUGCGGUGCUCCGUGACCUCCUCCCCGGCACCCGCUACUACUAUCGGUGCGGUGACGCGUCCGGCGGGUGGAGCGCGGUGUACUCGUUCGUGACUCCUCCGGACAACACCAACACGCCCUUCACCAUCGCCAUUUACGGCGACAUGGGCAUCGUGAACUCGCAAAACACGGCCAAUGGCGUCAACAGCAAGUCCCUCAACGACGAGAUCGAUUGGGUGUACCACGUCGGCGACAUCAGUUAUGCGGAUGACCACGUGUUUGAUUUCCAGAACACCUGGAACACGUGGGCAGGAAUGAUGGAGAACACCACCUCCAUCAAGCCCUACAUGGUCCUCCCCGGCAACCACGAGUACACGAGCUGGGAUCCGUUCCUGUUCUUCGAGACCCACAACUUCGUGGUCUACAACCACCGGUUCAUGAUGCCGGGUUCGACGUCGGGUGCGCAGAAGAGCAUGUACUACUCGUUCGAUUACAGCAACGUGCACUUCAUCUCCCUCUCGACCGAGACCAGCUACCCCGACGCACCCUUCGGCAAUGACUUUGGCGAUCAGCUCUCGUGGCUCGAGGCGGACCUGGCGAAGGCCAACCAGAACAGGCACAAGAGGCCGUGGAUCAUCGUGGGCGGACAUCGACCCAUCUACUCGAGCAGCGGAGGCUACUCCGACCUCGAGGGCAACCCCACCAACGGCAACGCGGCGACGCUCCAGAAGACGUUCGAGGACCUGUUCAUGAAGUACGGCGUCGACGCCUAUUUCACCGGACACGUCCACAGCUAUGAGCGGAACUAUCCGGCGUACAGGGGCAAGAAGGUGAGCGACUACACCAACCCGAAGGCCCCCGUGGGCAUCGUGGUGGGCAAUGCCGGCUGUGUGGAGGGCCUCACGGACCUGGACCCGUCCAAGUGGAACAACCCGGCGCCCUCCUGGUCGGCCUUCAGGUGGGGCACUGGGUGGGGCUACGGCAUCCUGGCGGUCGACAACCUCACCCUCAAGUGGGACUUCUACGACGCCUCCACCCAGUCCAUCAUUGACUCCGUUACCAUCACCAAGACCCUGUGA